This is a messenger RNA of Nerophis lumbriciformis (worm pipefish), 1773 nucleotides long. Lineage: Eukaryota; Metazoa; Chordata; Actinopteri; Syngnathiformes; Syngnathidae. The record is from RefSeq and is a predicted model, not a curated record.
AUGUCUCAGCGGGACGAGUUGCUGAAGUCCAUCUGGCACGCGUUCACGGCUUUGGACGUGGACAAGAGCGGAAAAGUGUCCAAAUCUCAACUAAAGGUGUUGUCACACAACUUAUGUACUGUCAUGAAGAUCCCUCACGACCCUGUGGCUUUGGAAGAACAUUUUAAAGAUGACGAUGAGGGGCCUGUCUCCAACCAAGGAUACAUGCCUUACCUUAACAAAUUCAUCCUGGACAAGGCAACAAACAACUUUGACCGGCAGGACUUCGACUGGAUGUGCUGGACUUUGUGCUCCAGGAAGAACCUGGACCAGGCCAACUUGCUCAUCUCCAAUGAAGAUGCCUUCAAAAUCUGGUGCAUCUUCAACUUCUUGUCAGAGGAUAGUUACCCGCCAGUCAUCGUCACAGAAGAGAUAGAGUACUUCCUGCGCAAGCUGACAGAGGCGAUGGGGGGCAGCUGGGUGGAGGAGCGCUUUGAGGACUACAAGCUGCAUAUGCUCUCUCAGCAGCAGCAGCAGAGCAUCAACGUAUGGCAGCUGAUCACUCUGGUAGGCUCCGGACACUUCAGCAAGGGCAUGGACCGACAGACCCUCUCCAUGGGCAUCCACGAGCUCCACCAGGAGCUCAUCCUGGAUGUUCUCAAGCAGGGCUACAUGAUGAAAAAAGGCCACAAAAGGAAGAAUUGGACGGAACGCUGGUUCACACUAAAGCCUAACUCCAUCUCCUACUAUGUGAGCGAGGACCAGAGUGAGAAGAAGGGCGACAUAAUGCUAGACGAACACUGCAGCGUAGAGCCUCUAGCGGACAAGGAUGGCAAGAAGUGUCUAUUCUUCAUCAGAUCAUCACAAAAGAGUUUUGAAAUCAAUGCGUCGGACAAGAAAAAGAAGCAGGAGUGGAUUCAGGCUAUCCAGACCUGCUUAAACCUGAUGCGAGCAGGCCGUCCGGCGCCACACCGCGAGUCACGCCACAAACGGCGCGAGAUGCGCCUCAAGCAGAAGGCCGACCAGGAAGAGCUGCAGACCAGGAUGAAGGAGCUACAGACGGCCAACGAGGCCAAGCAGCACGAGCUUGAAGACAUGAGGAAGGCUCUCGACGAAGCGGCAGCUAAUGCGGCGGAGGAAGAGCGACGGCGCCUUCAGACCCAGGCCGACCUUCAGGACCGCUACAGGGUGGAUCUGGAGAGAGAGAAGAUGGUGAGGCAACAAAUGGAGGAACAGGUAGCCCAGAAGUCCACAGAACUCGAGCAGUACCUGCAAAAGGUCCGCGAGAUGGAGGACAUGUAUCGGCAGCUGGAGGAUGCUUUAGAGGAUGAGCGCCGUGCUCGCCAAGAUGAGGAGACAGUCCGAAAGCUGCAGGCCAGAUUGCUGGAGGAGGAAGCGGCCAAGCGGGCCGAGCUGGAGCAGAUCCACCUGAGGCAGCAGCAAGCCAUCUCAGAGACAGAGGCCGAGAAGCAGGAGCUGCACAAAGAGCGGCUGGCCAAGGACAAUGCUCUGAGAGACGCCAUGACGCAGCUGCAGCAGCUAGAGCUGGAUAGGCAGGGGGUGCUGGAGCAGUACCAGACGGUGAUGAAGAAGCUGGAAGACGCCACCAACAACACAAAAUCGUGGAAGCACAAAGUGGCUGAACAUGAGGGGUUCAUGCGCCUUAUUCAGCCAGGCUCCAAGGGACAUCAGAUGAUCACAAACUGGGGCCCGGCUGCGUUCUCUGAUGCUGAGCUGAGCCUGAGGGAGAAAAAAUGGCAGGAAAUGAAGAACCAGGAAACGCCGGCACAGUAA